AAUCUCGCAGUCAAUCAAGGAUCUUCGAAAGGGGGUUUCUACCUUUGGAAAAGGCGAAGUCAUUGUCCUUAAAGCCAGAUAAGCUUCAAUUCGUGGUCAACGGUUCUUCUUAGAGGAUGUCGUCCAAACCGCUAAAUGGCAAGCAUCUUGCUGCCGAUAUCGAAUUCAUACCGACUCCCCCCCCUGCGCCAGACACGUUUGCUACGAGCGAAGAUGUUGGAGUGAAGAUCACCAAGUCACCGGCGAUUCACAAUGCUCCCUUACCUGCGGACGGUCCCGGAUAUGAAAACUGGUCCAACAUCAAGUUGGCUGUGGCUCUCGUGGGUGUGCCGACAGUCCUGGCACGCCUGGUUGGCGGUGGAUUCAAGACGACCAUCGCCGUCGGUCUGGUUACCACUGUGCCCGUCCUCAUGGCAUUCUGGACCGUGAUGUCGACCAAGAGCCGCCCACUCAACAACAAGGUCAAGCUGCCGGGCCGUCCCGUGGAGUAUUACUUGACGUUCAAGAAGGAGUCGGACCGGAAAAAGUGGCAUGGACAGAACAAAAUCCCAUUGCAGACCUUUUACGAACUAUACUUCAACGGGGAUGUUGACUUUAACGGAGACACUCUCAAUGCUAUGGAAUACCGACAUGAUUGGGCCACAUUUGGCUUCACGCUUGACCUCUUUCGCUACAUCCUGUUUACGUUUGCGCUCGACGUUCUGUUCCACACUCAGUCGCAGGACGAAGAACAAGUCCGUCCCAACUACGAUAGCGGUAAUGAUCACUAUGCCUACUUUCUCGGCCCUCGGAUGAUCUACACGAGCGGCAUCAUCGGUGACACCACGAGGGAGGAGACGCUCGAAGAAUUGCAAGACAACAAGAUGGCGAUAGUCUGUGAGAAGAUCGGGCUUAAGGAAGGGGAAACCCUCUUAGAUAUCGGCUGCGGUUGGGGAACAUUGGCCAGGUUCGCGAGUCUUAAUUACGGUGCAAAGGUUACUGGUGUCACACUCGCCCGUAACCAGACAGAAUGGGGUAACGAUGGCCUGAAGAACGCUGGAAUUCCUGAAGAACAAAGCAAAAUACUGUGCAUGGACUACCGUGAGAUUCCCCGAACCACCAAGUUCAACAAAAUCACGCAGCUGGAGAUGGCGGAGCACGUUGGCGUUCGCAGACUUACAACCUUCUUCCGUCAAUGCUAUGACAUGCUUGAAGAUGACGGUGUCAUGUACGUGCAACUCUCUGGACUGAGAAAGGCCUGGCAGUACGAAGACUUCAUCUGGGGACUGUUCUUGAACAAACACAUCUUCCGUGGUGCGGAUGCUUCGACGCCUCUUGCAUACUACGUCAGCUGCCUCGAGGCUGCUGGAUUUGAGAUUAAGGGUGUUGACACUGUCGGUGUUCAUUAUUCGGCUACUCUCUGGAGAUGGUACAGAAACUGGCUCGGAAAUGCCGAAAAAGUCAAAGCUACUUAUGGUCAGAGAUGGUUUAGGAUUUGGGAGCUUUUCUUGGCCUACUCCACCAUUGCUUCGCGCCAGGGUUCUGCUACCUGUUUCCAGAUCGUUGUCGUGAAGAAUCUCAACACUACUCAACGUAUUGACGGAGUCGACACGCAAGCUGGCCUCCAUGGCCAUCUGGCAGCAAGCAAGGCAGCUGGCAAGGCGAGACUUGCAGAGUAAACGGACAGCGUAGCAACGCCGGGCCCUGCAAUGCUGUGCAUUGGCAGUAGAGCGCAAGGACAGUGAAAAUGAGUAUAGUCGCCCCGACCCUUCAACCGACUCGACCACCAGCGACUGUUCUCGUCGCUGCAUUAGCACGUCCUGUACCAACAACGCGAAAGGAAGCGAAUUAUUUUUUUGAACGCAAUUGUUUCAUUUAACGAUAGUUAGCUACC
Messenger RNA from Paecilomyces variotii, 1873 nucleotides. Its product is annotated as S-adenosyl-L-methionine-dependent methyltransferase. Lineage: Eukaryota; Fungi; Ascomycota; Eurotiomycetes; Eurotiales; Thermoascaceae. Bases 117 to 1658 code for a protein of 513 amino acids. The record is from RefSeq and is a predicted model, not a curated record. Gene Ontology annotation, biological process: cellular response to biotic stimulus. The transcript has 4 exons.